CCGGCUUCGGCGUUGGGCAGGGGCUCGCGCCCGCGGUUGCCGUAGCAGCGGCGGGAGCGGCGGCUGGAGACGAGGCCGGGGCGGGGGGUCGCUAGCGGGCCCAUGGCCGAGGUGCACCUCAUCGGGCAGAUCGUGGGAGCCAGCGGCUUCCCCAGCAGCAGCCUCUUCUGCAAGUGGGGAAUCCACACAGGUGGCGCCUGGAAGCUGCUCUCCGGCCUGCGGGAGGGGCAGACGCAGGUGGAUCACCCCCAGCUGGGCGAUGUGGCCUACUGGUCCCACCCCAUCGACGUGCACUUUGCCACCAAGGGGCUGCAGGGCUGGCCCAAGCUGCACGUGCAGGUCUGGCACCAGGACCCCUUCGGGCGCAGGGAGCUCUACGGCUACGGCUUCUGCCACGUGCCGUGCAGCCCGGGCUGGCAUGCGCUGGCCUGCGUCACCUGGCAGCCCCUGGGCUCGUGGCAGGAGCGGCUCUCCCAGCUCUUUGUGGGCGGGGGGCCCCAGCUGCUGAACAGCGACCUGAUCUACACGGGGGCCGACCGGUACCGCCUGCAGACCGUCGCCGCGGGCACCGUGCACCUGGAGCUGGGCGUGCUGCUGCGCCACUUCGCCCGCUACGGGGUGGAGUGCUAGGGAGCGGGCAGGCCCCCGCCGCGGGCUGGGUGCUGUACGGACCCCCCGCUGUGGGGCGAGUCUCUAGGGAGCGGGCAGGCCCCCGCCGCGGGCUGGGUGCUGUACGGACCCCCCCCGCUGUGGGGCGGGGCUCUAGGGAGCGGGCAGGCCCCCGCCGCGGGCUGGGUGCUGUACGGACCCCCCCGCUGUGGGGCGGGGCUCUAGGGAGCGGGCAGGCCCCCGCCGCGGGCUGGGUGCUGUACGGACCCCCCGCUGUGGGGCGAGUCUCUAGGGAGCGGGCAGGCCCCCGCCGCGGGCUGGGUGCUGUACGG
Messenger RNA from Mauremys mutica (yellowpond turtle), 941 nucleotides. Its product is annotated as B9 domain-containing protein 2-like. The record is from RefSeq and is a predicted model, not a curated record. Gene Ontology annotation, cellular component: MKS complex. Gene Ontology annotation, biological process: cilium assembly. The transcript is spliced from 5 exons. The coding region runs from base 103 to 630 and encodes 175 amino acids. NCBI's taxonomy places the organism in Eukaryota, Metazoa, Chordata, Testudines, Geoemydidae.